Molecule: messenger RNA, 2364 nt
Organism: Scleropages formosus (Asian bonytongue)
Lineage: Eukaryota; Metazoa; Chordata; Actinopteri; Osteoglossiformes; Osteoglossidae
Product: collagen and calcium-binding EGF domain-containing protein 1-like
Exons: 11
Coding region: 302-1738 (478 amino acids)
Molecular function (GO): calcium ion binding
Source: RefSeq, a predicted model, not a curated record
AUUGGAAACAGCCGAUCAAACGGUUUCCUGAAUGUUUCUCAGUUCAGUCCCUCCCUUCUUCGUGCAUGUGUGGACCGCGGACACACUGAUGAGUUGCAGACGGCCAAGGGUGGGAGUGACCGCACUGACCGCGCGUGCCCGGGGGGAGGGCUGAGUGUAGCGAGUCUUCCACGAGGGAAUGUCAUCGUGGAUUUUCUUUCACGUUGUCAAGCUGUUUCUCCCCCCCCCCCAUUUUUGAAGCCUGUUCUUAAAAGCAGGACGCCACAUUGAGCGGGUUAUUACCACACUGCGCCUCCGCUGGAUGCCCGCCCUGUGUCGGCGCGCGGCGGUUAACGACGAUCCCGGGCGCGAGCUGCCCUCCUCGCUCGCGUGGCCAGCCUUCCUUCUCUUGUUUGAAACCCCUCCUGGGUGCCGCGGCUCCCCGCGUGCAGUGCGCGCGACGAAGAGCGGGGCCCUGGAGUGGCGCGCGCAGCCAGCGAUGGGACUCCGCUGCUCUGUCGCGCUACUGCGCUGCUUCGCCGUGUUCUCUGUGGCCGUGGGGCGCGAGCCCGCCGCGGGCGCUCUGACAGCUCCUCGGGAGGAAUGUCCAGAGAACAAGAUUGUGACAGUUGAGUAUCCCUGCAUGAAGCCUGGGGGUCAAAAGGCCACUUGUCUCAGGAGGAAGUGUUGUGAAGGGCACAGGUUUGUCAUGGGCCAGUGCAUACCAGAAAGUGUGGACGUGUGCGAAGGCUCCCCCUGUGAGCAGCAGUGCACCGACCACUUCGGCCGUGUCGUCUGCACCUGCUAUCCAGGCUUUCGCUUUGACAGAGAGAGACACCGCCGCCACCUGCACCCCUACUGCCUCGAUGUAGAUGAGUGUCAAGAAUCCAAUGGCACUGUGUGUGAGCAGGACUGUAAGAACACUCCAGGCAGCUUCCUGUGCAGCUGUCGCCAUGGCUACAGUCUGGCACCAGACCAUCGCUCCUGUGUGCAAACUGCCAGCUUCUGUCUGUACCCAUCUUUCUGUCUGUCUGUCUCUCUACUCCACUCUCCACGCUGCUGUGGUAUAACCCUGUCUGUACCAUGGGACAGUGCACUCCCCGGGGAAGCUGGACACUCUGAUGAGCGGAGGCUCCUGCUCACUCACCUGCCAGGACUUUCUCAAUCUGAGGAACAGCUUGCAGCAGCUCAAGCUGAGACUGGGCACUGCGCUACCCAGUGGGCAGGUAUGGCUCAGGUGCUCCCCCCUGGCCUGGCCAACAGCAGUGAGAAACUGUCCCAUGGAUGGGUGGGCAAAGGGCCGGAUGCUCCUGCUGUGACUGGUCCUCCAGGCCCCCCUGGGCCCCCGGGGUUACCAGGGCUCCAAGGGGAACCAGGGGAGAAAGGGGAACCAGGGGCCAGAGGUCCUUCUGGUCCCCAAGGGCCACGGGGUGAUAUGGGCCCUUUGGGCCCUGAGCCAAACCUAGAGCAUGUCAAGAGGGGCCGCAGGGGCCCAGUGGGGCCACCUGGAGCCCCCGGAAAAGAUGGCCAAAAGGGGGACAGGGGUCUUCCAGGACCCCGAGGCCCAGCAGGACCUCCCGGCUCCUUUGACUUCCUUUUGCUCAUGAUGGCCGACAUUCGCAACGACAUCAUUGAGCUCCAAGAGCAAGUGUUCGGGAGGAGGCGGGACAUCGCUCACGAAUCCCCACCCCCCUCAAGUGGGGAGGCAGAACUUGUGGACUCGGGGUCAGGAGGAGAAGAUUUCCCGGUGGACACCUGACCAAAGGACUUACAGGAGCAGAUGUCAGCUGUACUGUCCUUCACGAAGGAUGUCGCCGACACCUGUGACACACCAGAAUCAAGCCAGGGCUGAAGCCGAUGUUGUACUCCAGGUUCUGUGGCUGUAGAUGUGUCUCGGUGUCUCAACCAGGCAAAAGAUGGUGAUCAAUGGAAGACUUUUCAUGAAGCUCUCCUCCCAGAAUGAUUUCCUUCCUUCAGCCUGAGGAGCACGUUGCAACCCCAUGUAGAUGUGAGAAAAACACAGAAUGAAUGGGCCACGGAGGAGGGACCCUAAACCAUUCUUCCAGGAAUGGUGUCAGCAAGGCGUUGCGAAAUGGCCUAAAAUUAUGGAGGAGUUCUGCAGUUAUGUGUGUUGUUGGUUAGUAUCACGAAUCCUCCUGGUAUCACUUCAAGACACUUUGAUACUCUGCACAAAGAUGAAGAACCACCUGUCUUCCUCUUUUAUUGCCCCACGUUACACCUGUCACUGAACCACGUAUGUUUGGGGUGCGUGUGUUUUCUUCUCUUUUAGCAGCAGCAAAAAAUCCGGUUGUAUUGUCAUCUGGAAUAAUAUGCUUUAUGAAAAAUAAAUUUACUAUGGCAUCAAUGUUCAUAAUGCCAGCAGGC